This is a messenger RNA of Miscanthus lutarioriparius, 1977 nucleotides long. NCBI's taxonomy places the organism in Eukaryota, Viridiplantae, Streptophyta, Magnoliopsida, Poales, Poaceae. The record is from the annotation of a GenBank genome assembly.
AUGGCCGCCGUCCUCCUCGGCCCUCCCGUCAUCCGCGGGGCACGCCCGCCACCACCGCCUGCCACAGCUGCGGAGGCCCCCGCUUCCCACCCGUUCCUCGACCUCCUCGACGCCUGCUUCAACAACGAGGACCCUCCAGCCGGUUCUGAUGCCGCCAACGGCGUCAAGGGGCCUCGCAUGGCGCGGACGGAGAACAACUCGGCCACCUACGCGAGUUCCGGCAACCCCUGCCUCGACCUCUUCUUCCAGGUCGUCCCCGACACGCCGGCGCAGCGCGUGCGCGAGCUCGUCACCAUUGCGUGGGCACACGACCCGCUCACCGCGCUCAAGCUCAUUGCGAACCUCCGCGGCGUGCGCGGCACGGGCAAGUCCGACAGGGAGGGCUUCUACGCCGCCGCGCUCUGGAUGCACGAGCGCCAUCCCAAGACUCUCGCCUGUAACCUUCCCGCGCUCGCCGAAUUCGGCUACCUCAAGGACUUCCCCGAGCUACUCUACCGUCUCAUCCACGGCGCCGACACACGCAAGCUCUACAAGGCCAAGGCGGAAACCCAGAAGAUCGGACGCAAGGUCGCGGAGGUCCGCGCCGCCAGGCUGGCCGGAAAGAAGCGCGCGAGCAGCGAGUCGGGAGCCAUGGUUCCUGCCGCGGCGCCUAUGGAGACAGAGGAGGCGGCCGUGGAGAACAAACCGGAGGCGAUAGAUGCGGCGGCCGCGAAGGAGAUCCCCGUGACGAAGGAUGUGCGGAAGGUGGCCAAGCUCGCCGUGCAAUCGCUGGAGACGUACUACGGCAAUGGCGCCUACCGCUUCCUCUUCGACUGCGUCGCCCAGUUCUUCGCCGACCUCCUCGCCUCCGACGUCGAGCAGCUAGCAUCUGGUGGCAGGAAGACGAAGAUCGGGCUCGCCGCCAAGUGGUGCCCCACGCCAGGCUCGUCGUUCGACCGGACGACGCUGCUCUGCGAGGCCAUCGCGCGCCGCCUCUUCCCGCGCGACUCCAGCCCCGACUACUCUGACCUGUCAGAGGAGUGCUACGCCUACCGAGUGCUCCACCGUCUCCGCCACGAGGUGCUUGUGCCGUUGCGGAAGGUCCUGGAGCUCCCGGAGGUGUACAUGAGCGCCCAGCGGUGGUCCGAGCUGCCCUACACCCGCGUGGCGUCGGUGGCCAUGAGGCGCUACAAGGCCCUGUUCAAGAAGCACGACGAAGCGCGCUUCGACAAGUACCUCGAGGACGUUGAGGCUGGCAAGGCCAAGAUCGCGGCUGGCGCGCUCCUGCCCCACGAGAUCGCCGCUGCUGCGUUUGGUGGCGAGGCCGACGACGUGUCGGAGCUGCAGUGGCGCCGCAUGGUGGAGGACCUCCGCAAGAAGGGGUCUCUAAGCAACUGCAUCGCCGUCUGCGACGUUUCCGGGAGCAUGCACGGCACGCCGAUGGCGGUGUGCGUGGCGCUGGGUCUGCUCAUCUCUGAGCUCAGCGAGAAGCCAUGGGCGGGCAGGGUGAUCACGUUCAGCGAGACUCCCCAGAUCCACAAGAUUGAGGGCAUGACCCUCGUCCAGAAGUUGAGCUUCAUCAAGCGCAUGGACUGGGACAUGAACACCAACUUCCAGGCGGUCUUCGACCGCAUCCUACGCAUGGCAGUGGACGGUCGGCUGCCCAAGGAGAAGAUGAUCAGGACCGUCUUCGUGUUCAGUGACAUGGAGUUCGACGAGGCGUCUGCUAGUCCUUGGGAGACGGACUACCAGGCCAUCUGCCGCAAGUUCAAUGACGCCGGGUACGGCGACGCGGUGCCUCAGAUCGUGUUCUGGAACCUGAGGGACUCAAAGUCGACGCCAGUGACGUCAACGCAGCCCGGAGUCGCGAUGGUGAGCGGCUUCUCCAAGAAAUUGGUCAAGCUUUUCCUGGAGCACGAUGGCGUGGUGAACUCGGAGGCCGUCAUGAAGGCAGCGAUCGCCGGCGAGGAGUACCAGAAGCUUGCUGUGUUUGAUUGA